Molecule: messenger RNA, 8855 nt
Organism: Mytilus californianus (California mussel)
Lineage: Eukaryota; Metazoa; Mollusca; Bivalvia; Mytilida; Mytilidae
Product: F-box/WD repeat-containing protein 7-like
Exons: 13
Coding region: 100-2208 (702 amino acids)
Biological process (GO): proteasome-mediated ubiquitin-dependent protein catabolic process; ubiquitin recycling
Cellular component (GO): cytoplasm; nucleus
Molecular function (GO): ubiquitin binding
Source: RefSeq, a predicted model, not a curated record
CAUCGAUAAAUAAAUAUGGCGAUGGAACGGAUAAAGUUCUCCUACGUAAACACUACAAAUCGCCCCCAUUUCAGAAAAUAAAGAUGAUUUGUUGUGAUAAUGGCAAGCAAGAAAAUAGAUAUCAACAAGGCUAGUGUAGAAGACUUUGAAAAAUUAAAUGGUAUUGGUUUAAGAAAAGCUAAAGCUAUCAUCAAAUACAGGAAGUCAUUUGGAGGCUUCUCAGCAGUAAAGGAUUUAAGUAGUGUCCCAGGAGUUGGUGAUUGCAUUGUGGAACAAAGUCGUACUCAGCUGACAUGUAGUACACGCAAACGCAAAGCUGUCAGGACACCUAAAGUAAAAGAUAAUGUUGAAAGCAAGGGACAGCCAUCAUCUAGUGGGUUGUCAGCCAGAUCUAUCAGACACAAUCUACGAGCACUGUCCAAAUCAGCCGAGGAACAUGUUGAUGAUGGUAACAGUAUUGUUUCCCAUGAUGAUCACAUGCCAGAGGACGAGUCCGGAGAUGAGGUCAUGUUCCGUGAAGAAGACAGGGGUUCAUCUAAUGCUCAACAUAAAUCUAGGAUUCCUAUACCAGUCAAUGGACUCUUCAGUGGCCAUGUGCUGAAAAGAAAAGGUCAUGUGGUAAAGGAAGAGCCUGACUCAUCUCCUGGGAAAAAAUUCUGUCGAGAUGGAGAUUAUCAAAGUACCUUUGUGAACUUACAAAAGUCAUCACGACAGAAUUUAAUUGCUACACAACGAAUGAGGAUUCCAUCCAAAGAGCAUCCUCCAGACAAAUUAGCAGAAUGGUUGCAAAUAUUUCAGAAUUGGGGUAAUGCAGAGAGACUGAUGGCUCUGGACGAGUUGAUUACAUUGUGUGAUCCUACACAGGUUCGACACAUGAUGCAGGUUAUUGAACCUCAGUUCCAGAGAGAUUUUAUAUCACUUUUGCCAAAAGAGCUUGCCCUUUAUGUACUUUCUUUCCUGGAGCCAAAAUCUUUACUGAAAGCUGCCCAGACAUGUCGUUACUGGCGAGUGCUAGCCGAGGACAAUUUGCUCUGGAGAGAGAAAUGUCGAGAGGAAAGUAUUGAUGAUAAUUUAGUCUAUGGCAGUAAUCGACUCAGGCGACGUCAUACCUCUCGGUGUCCUUGGAAGUCAUUAUACAUGAGGCAGCAUCAAAUAGAACUUAAUUGGAGAACAGGAGAAAUACCUGGUCCUAAGUUAUUAAAAGGUCAUGAUGACCAUGUGAUAACAUGUUUAGAGUUUUGUGGAACUCGUAUUGUCAGUGGGUCAGAUGACAACACCCUCAAAGUCUGGUCAGCCAUCACAGGAAAGUGCUUAAGGACAUUAGUUGGUCACACAGGAGGGGUAUGGUCAUCCCAGAUGUCUAACAGUGUGGUCAUCAGUGGCUCGACUGACCGAACACUGAAAGUGUGGAAUGCCGACACAGGGCAGUGUAUACAUACAUUGUAUGGACAUUCUUCUACUGUACGAUGUAUGCAUUUACAUAGAAAUGUGGUGGUGAGUGGAUCACGAGAUGCUACAUUACGGGUAUGGGAUAUUGACAGUGGUGCUUGUUUACAUGUAUUGAUGGGUCAUGUGGCAGCAGUGCGAUGUGUUCAGUAUGACGGUAGGAGGGUGGUCAGUGGAGCCUAUGAUUACAUGGUCAAAGUCUGGGACCCAGAAACAGAAACAUGCUUACAUACACUUCAGGGACAUACAAAUAGGGUUUACUCUCUUCAGUUUGAUGGUAUUCACAUUGUGAGUGGAUCUCUGGACACAUCUAUCCGUGUUUGGGAUGUAGAAGCUGGGAACUGUUUACAUACAUUAAUUGGUCAUCAGUCUUUGACCAGUGGUCUGGAACUGAAGGACAAUAUUCUGGUUUCUGGUAAUGCAGAUUCUACUGUCAAAGUUUGGGAUAUAACAACAGGCCAGUGUCUUCAAACCUUACAAGGACCCAAUAAACAUUCUAGUGCUGUGACCUGUUUACAGUUCAACAAAAAGUUUGUGAUCACAUCCUCGGAUGAUGGAACAGUCAAAAUAUGGGACUUAAAAACUGGUGAUUUCAUUCGGAAUCUAGUGGCAUUAGAUAGUGGGGGAAGUGGCGGUGUUGUGUGGCGAGUGCGAUGUAGUAACACUAAACUUGUCUGUGCUGUUGGAAGUAGAAAUGGCACUGAAGAAACAAAACUUCAUGUACUCGACUUUGAUGUGGAUGAAAAGAAAUGUUUAUACUGAUAUGAAUGAGAUUAUUUAUGUACUUGUCGUCUGUAGAUCAGAUGAGCAAGGGGAGGCAACUUUAUUUGUUAGUGCACAUCUUUUCCCAAUACUUACGAAUUUGCUCCAGUUCAACAGGCAUUACGUUCAAUGUAUAUUUACAGUUUCUAUUGGCUGUUUGUAUUUCUUGCCUCUUCAGAUUGAACUGUAAAUCUAUGAUCAGUCGGUGCAGAUGAUAUAAUGAGUAUUAACUAUAAUUUGGUCACACAGUAGGAUUAAAAGAAAUAAUUUGCAUUGUCAGGCUUUCAAGUUAAAAGGGCAUACAAAUCAUUAAAUUUUGUGAUCUUUUUUAAACUGCAUUAAAUCGUUAGUACAGUAAUUGGCAAAAAUGUCUGAUUUUCUUAUAAACCAAUUGUCAGUCAACAUUAAAUGCUACCAAGUUGCUCAUUCUUUAAGAUAUGCAGGUUUUUCUGUCUUUUGUAUAACAAAAAGUCUUUAUCUGUGAAAUCGUUUUUAUUGUAUCAAGAAGUCAUUUUUUUCAGGUUUUAAAAUGAAGUUUUAGGGGAAAAAAGAACAUCUAUUGAAACCCAAUUUCUCAGGUAAAACUCUGAUGUUUACUGUGAAAGUACUUUAAUUUGUGGGUAUCAAUUUUCGUGGUUUGAGCGAAAGUUACAUGUUCAUGGGUUCUUAAAUUCGUGGAUUUUACUUUUCUGAAGAAAAAAAUUGUUAAGUAGAUUCUUGAAAAUAAUCAUAUGUUGUUUUAUAAUCAUUUGUGGGACAUUGCUUAAUAAUGUGUUCAUUUUCACUUACUUGUUCGUCUUUCAUUACUGACAACUUUCACAAUUUUCUUUUGUUAAAAUAAUUGCUUUCGUAAAUAAGUUGAUUAAUUUAUGGUUAAAAAUUGCCUCGAUAGAAGGAAAUUGUAAAGUAAACAUUUUAAUUAAUAAUUGCACAUGUUUAAUCAGAAAUGAUGACAAUAAUUAACCCCAAAUCGAAUGAUCAACAGAUUAACGGUUAUCAAAGGUGUUAAUUGGGUAAUAACGUGACACUUGAACAUUUUAAAGCAAACGAUUACAUAAACAAAUGCCACAAAUGUACUUUGAAAUGUAGAAUUAAUUCUAAAUGAAAUAAAAAAGCAAGCCCAAUAUGAUUUUUUUCGUAAGAUCAUCAUUGGAUAUCAUCACCAGGAGUUUGACUUUCUUUGAUCUAAACUUAUUUUUUAUGACAAUUAAAGGUUAAAAGUCGUAGGUUUUAUAAAAUGAAAUGGAUUAUAAAAUCCUGUCUGAAGUUGUAUAUUUAGUUCUUAUUGCGUUUGCUUAUAUUCGAUGUAUUUAUUCUCUUGAUAUGUUGGUAUCAAUGAAGUCAAACCUACAAGGGGGUCUUUCCGUGUCUUGAUUUGGACAACAAUUGUUAUAUUUCGUUGGACACUUAAAUUCGUGGAUAAAGCCAUCCACGAAAACCACGAAAAUUGGUACCCUACGAAUAAAAGUACUUUCACAGUAGUAAUAGGACGCGAGAUGUUACACUUGAGUAAUUUUGUUUGCAACAAAGAUGAUUUUAAAAAAGUUUAACAGCCUCCACAUGCUAGAAAAUUUGUUGACACAUGAAUACUUUAGGCUGUAAAUCUCAGAAAGUUUUAAACAGAAUAUCACAUAAUAGCUAUGUUUAAACUGAAAAAUUAUUACUAACUAGUCAUAUCUGCUCUGAAAAAAUUCUAAAUAAACAUUUGUGUUACAGUUCUCUGUUCAAGUUUGAGAGAAAUCUAACAUUGAUCAAAUUUAAAUAGGAUAUGGUAAAAGUCUGUUACAAGGGACAUCAUUUCUUAAUGUGUUCACUUUCUAAUGAUCAAAUCUCUUGUAGUUAUCAGAAUUACUUAUAUUUCUUUUUUCAAAUCAUGCAUGAAAUUGAAGAUUUGGUAUUUAUGUUUAAUAUAAAGGGAACAAUCAUCACUUUGGUGCAUCAUAUAUCUGUUAGUCACAGUAAUUGUUAUCAAUAUUUACUGUUGUACGUUUCAAAUUUGGUAUUGUCAUCUUGGUGUUAUCUGUUUUUGGACAUUCAAAGAUUUCCAAUGUAUACACUUAGCCAUUAAAGAAAAGGACUAACUUUUGAUUGUCUCUGAAUAAUGCCACACCAAAUUCAUGUGAUAGGGGCCAGAAACAUUUUGAAAUCUUUUUGCUCAUUUAAAAUCUAAUCUAAAAAAAAAUAAACAUCUUUAGGCUAAAUUUCCAAAAAAUUAUUCUUUAAUAAAUGAUAAAAAAAUAAAGGAAUCAUUUCCUAUUUACAUAAUAAGGUUCUAUCAGUUCCAGGAUUUAGGAGAAGAAAAGUACUCACCCUUGUUUUAAUUCCAAAGAAAACCAAAUUUGAUUUUGGUGGCUUUAUUCCGCUUUUCAUUGCUAAUUCAAGUUCCUGUCUGAUUUAUUGUUUCUAUGAUAGUAUGAAUUUGUCUAUUUAUAGUCCUUUGUCGACUGUCUUAGCAUUAGUAUAGAUGUAUCUUGUUAAUUCUUGUAUGAGAAUGUUGUUAUUAUGGAAAUAUCACAAAAAUUUCAAUCAUCAGAAAACAGCUUAAUAGGACCAUUCUUGCAAUAUGCAUGGAUUUAAAAAUCUUAAAAAAAAUUUAAAAAAGAAGUUUAUCUUUUGAAAUUUUCCAUUUGCCACAACCAAGUCAUUAUGAAGACAAUACUUUGGUAACAUAGACACUUUUGUUCUGUCGACAUUAAAAUUGUUUAAUGUGUUAAAUUUUAGACAAAAUUAAACUUAACUCACUAAAUAAUAUUGUCUGACAGUUUUUUUUGUCAAGGGAAGUAAAUCUUAUCUUAUGCUUUUUAAAAGGCAUGUUUUACAGAUUUUCAAACAAAAGUCCUUAUAUUAAACAUUAUGAAAAAUGUUUUUAAAAUUUAUGACACUCAACAAUUAUACAGAGAUUAAAAAAACAAAUAUUAUUUUGUGUUUUUGCAAUGGCCUAUAUUAAAUUUUGGUCAAUUAAAAAUACCAAGAGAACCCUGUAUUUGAUAAUUUGUUUUAAUACAGCGCUAUAUUUAAGCACCAUGAUAAAAUUACACCACUGUUAAAAUAACCAGCGAAACAGCUGUUAGAUAUAUUAUAUUCCAUCUUGGACAUUUUGCCAAUUAACUUACAAGUUUAAUUUAAAAAUGUAUAAAUGUACUAUUGUUAAGUCUGACCAUUAUAAAAUAUUGUAUACUUGGUUUUGUGUGAUUUGAUGAAUCUUGUAGUUAAACAAUUUUGUGUUUGAGUGAGACAAUUUUUAAAUGAUUUUUGUUUUGUAAAUCUCUUUAAUGUAUGCAGUUACUUUAGAACACUAAAGGAGGUCAUUUUUGUAAAAUUGACACUUUAAAUUCCUAUGGAAAAUCGGGUGGAUUUUGUCUACCCCUCCCGAAGGUUAGAAGUGGACAUCCCAUUUGUUUUUUUUUUUUCAUCAUAAGAUUUGGACAUCAAUACCUUGAAAGAGUUAUUUAUAACUUUUGGAUUCAAUACUUAUUAAAAUCUGAGGUCAGUUAGACCUACCGUGGAUUCAUUAUUAUUCGUGGGAUACCAAUUUUCGUGGAUAAAGGUGAACCAUGAAUUUCAAUGUUCAACGAAGUAGAAUUUUUUUAUAGGCUUGUAUGCAGACUGCGGCAAAACCACAAAAUCAAGCGGCAAAACCACAAAAUCAAAUGUCCAUGAAAAUACAAUUUUUCCUCAAUCCACGAAAAUUAGUACUCACGAAAAUACCACAAGAGUAAGUUGUCCUGGAAAGGAGGGUGAUAUCUACAAUUCUUUUGUUAUACAGUAUGAAAUAUAAGUAUUGAGAUUUCUGUAAGUAAAAGCAACCAUGUAGCAUCAUUCUUUAAAAUAGAGAAACAGACCAGAUCAAAAACUUUGGUUAUGUAUGCUUUAGAUAUCCUGUUAUUUGCACCAUUGAUCAAACUUAAAACAUUAGGUGGUACAAAAAAAAGAUAAAUAUAAAAAAAUCAAUGUAGGUUCCAAAAGUGGCUUUCAUUGGCAGAGGUCAAUUGUAUCGAUUGACCACUGUUUGUUAUUGCAACUUGUUAGAAAUUUGAUGCAAGAGAAUAAAGUUGUGUUUCUGUUGUAUAGAUGGAACUUAUUCUCUGUCAUCAAUGUAUCCGGCAAUCAUCAUCUCAUGUGAUAUCUGUUUAACGUACAAGCAUAGUCUGUGGGUAUCUUACACCUUUUUGUUUCGUAAUGGAGCAAAUUGAAAUAUUCAAAUUACUGUUUUUAAUACAGUUUAAUAUAAUUUUUUCUUCGAAGUCCUUGUUGAAGAAAUGUUCAUUUAGGGAUGUACUUAGGUGAAAUUAAAAAAAUCUAGAAUUUAAAAUUGAUACAAUAAGUCGGAAGAGCAUUAGUAAAGGAACAAAAUAAGCUAAAAAUAUUGAUAGGUUAUGGAUUUCCUUUUCGAGAUAUUUGAGUUUUAAAAAAUGUCGGGAGAAGGCUGACUCGGACUUUUACCUUAUAUUUGCAUUGGUAUUAAUUAGUUGGGUCUCAAAUCAAAAGAAAGGAAAUCUAGAAUCUGCUUAAUUUUUGGUAAAUGACCUUUUAAGAGCUAUUGAAGUCUUAUAUGAAAAGAAAAAUGGGUGUUAUGGGGCAAAAUAUUUUACCCUGUAUUGAAGGAAGAAUACCAAGGAGUCCGAAGAUCUGACACAAAUUCCUAAACCUCACCUAAGUACAUCCUUAAAUAACACAAAAUACAAUGCUAAAUUUCAGGUUAAAAACUAUAUGCUUACACUUUCAGAUAAUACAUAAUUUAUUUGUACUCACUUUAAAUGGUUACACACAUGUUGUCUUUUUCAUGCCUGAUAUUGUAAGAAUGAUGAACAUUUUUAGAGAUCUGUGUGAAUGUUUUGUAGUGCUCAUAAGACAUUGGUAUGCUUGUGUUUUGAUGUGUGUAUGUAUUUUGUCAAUAUGUUUAUUUUUCUAGAUAUUAAAUUAUGAGUGGUCAGUAAUUUUUCCCAAUUUUGGGUAAUUAUGUAUUUGUUAUGUGUUUUUUGCAUUGUGUUUUUUCUGUGUAUCUUGUACAUUUGAAGUUGUGGGAAGUAAAAGAUAACAUACCACUAAGUUUUCUAUUGGGAUUCGAGGAUUUUCUCUUUUGUCUUGAUCAGGGACCAUCUCAAGAGUACAUAACGGUAAAACAUUACAGGGUAAGUUACACUUUCUUGAUGGUGUUGUUUUUUGGUCAAAUCUCUGGUUAUCAACUUAACAUACAAAUUGUAAUAUCAUGAUUUAAGGAUGUUCGCUCCUCUUGUUUUGAAUUUUUGUCAGAUAUUAGGAAUCCUCUGGUUUUAUCCAUGUAGUGCCAUUAAAAAUUUUGGCCGCUAACCCCUUCUUUUAUUUUCAUUAUUUUAUUACAUAUUGUUUAAAAAGCCAUAUUUAAAAAUCUUAUACAAUCUUUUGGUUUUUUUUGGUAGUUUUUGUAAGAAAAAAAUGCCUAUGUUAAAUGUAUGAAAAAUACAGAGAGAAUCAUUUCCUGACAAUUUUCAGUAGCUUAUAUCUCGAAAAACAAGGACACAGACCCUUUAUUUUUUCAGAUUUUUUAGUUCCGUUAUUUAUAUACUAUCAAUUAUAACAGUCUUUUAAAAAAGCUUGUUAUUUUGAAACAGAGUAGCAAACAUCCUUAACACUAAAUCUUAACUGCCAAGAUACUAUGACACUUUGAGACGGUCCUUGGUUUUUAAAUACUUUCUUAAAGAGGGAUUUCAUCUAAUGAAGUUUAUAUAUAUAUUAUUUAUUUAUUAUCUAUCUAGAUGCAAUAUUUGAUAUUGUGUUCACUCUGUCUUCUUACUAUCUGUUUAUCUGUACAUUUUUCUUUAUUGUUCAGUAUAUUUUUCAAUAUUGUUAUUUGGUAUGUAAAUGUAUAAGAAUUAAAAACUUGUGGUAAGAUUUAUAAAGUUAAAGUAACUUGCUAAACCUUAAGUAAGUUAAGGGUUUGUUUUGAAUAGAUUCUUUUCUGGUUUCAAAUAUAAUUCUUUGUAAUCCUUCUCUGUUCAAAUUUUUUUGGACUUAAAUUGAUAAAAAAAAAUCGAAGUAUGAAGUAAUUCUCAUAAAAUUUUCUAGAUUGACGUUCGAAGUUGAAAGAAAUUAUAAAAAAAGACAAUUUUGAUGUCUCUACUGCUAAGUCCAGAUUUCUUUCAGGCAACCCUUAAUUUUAAAGUAUCACUACAACCAGAUAAAGCUACCUCCCGUACAAUAUAUUUAUAUUUCAAGAUUUGAUGUUCUUCAUAAAGAACUUUGAUAGUUGAAAUAAGGGGGAUGUAUAUCAUGCUCAUGGUGCAACUGUUAUAUAAUUGUUUGUCCAAGCUGGUUACAUGUACAAGUAAAGUGAAGCAAAUCAUUUCAAUUGUUAUGACAUUUUUAAUCACACUUAGUCCAAUUUUCUUGCAAGUAUGUCAAAAAUGCCUUGUUAACACCUUUGAUUUGUAAUUAUACAAAAACAAGGAAAGCAAUUACUGUAAAUUCAGAAAUUAUUGCGUGCAUUUAUUAUUGCGAUUUUUUAAAAAUGGACAAGAAUGUGAGUUUAAUUAUUGCGAUUUCAGCAAAAUCUACGUACAGAUCUAUGUUUUAGUUAUCAAAAUGCGGGUUCUUAUUAUUGCGAUACUCAUCUUGUCGCAUUAUUCGCAUUUAUAAAAACCUCGCAAUAAUUUCUGAAUUUACAGUAG